Messenger RNA from Cyclocybe aegerita, 1482 nucleotides. The record is from the annotation of a GenBank genome assembly. NCBI's taxonomy places the organism in Eukaryota, Fungi, Basidiomycota, Agaricomycetes, Agaricales, Hemipholiotaceae.
AUGGGGGCUUUCAACCUAGUGACCUCCCUCGUAGGCUGGACAUUCAUUCCCGAUUUCGCAACUCGCCACCUCCUGAACUUCAUCUACUACCAGUCGCCCAUCCGCGUCGUGACACCACCGCCCCAAGGCAGCAUCCAGCACCGCAGACAUUAUGCUAUCACGUUCGCAGUCGUAAUACUCGGGUAUCUCACGUACACCCUCGUGCAGAGUGCGCGCUCAAUGCCACCCAACUUCUACGAGAUCCUGGGCGUCCCACCUACUGUGGACGAGAAUGGGUUGAAGUUGGCGUUCAGGGCUUUCGCGAAGCGCUUCCACCCUGAUAGGCCGGGUGUUGGGAAGGGUGGAGAGGCGUUGUUCAUGUAUGUGAGGGACGCGUUCGAAGCACUAAAGGAUCCUACGGUUCGAUUUGCAUAUGAUCGUUUCGGGCCUGAGGCUGUUUCAUGGAGACAGACCUGCAAAACGACGCGUGAAUUUCUGCACCAGGGGUUGAUGGUGUCGUCUGGAUAUCAUAUUGUUGCGGGUAUUGCUCUGUUGUUCUGGUCUGCCAUUGGCCAACCUAGCGUCGUUUCUUUCUGGCGUUAUGUCCUCUUCGCUGCUCUCUUAGCAGGUGAACUCUCUUUCAUUCUCGCUCCUUUCCCAGCGACGUCAUCAAACAUCCUGCCAUCUCGGGGGUACUUCUUCUCGACAUCCCCUCAAAACACCCUUGCGAAACCGUCAAGCCCACUCUCAUUUAGCUCCUUCUCAAUCCUACAGACUUUCUUCCCAAGUCGAGUGCCCUACCAGCACAUCCUCUUCUUGCACCAAGUCUUCAUGUUCCUUAGUGUUGCUCUUAGUCGAGUUGUACCCACAUUUAUCCGCCUAUUGAGUAACGACGGUACAGAUGGACGAAAACUGACGCCGUUGGAGCGAAGCAUUUGGGAAAGAAUUUAUGGGACGAUUGCCAUUGCAGACCGUGAAGCCUCUAUCAUUUUGCAUACCAUUCUCCAAUCCGUCCAGUCUACAUCCUCAAAACAACCAUAUCAUGUUCCGACUCUUGCACGAAUGCAACCGCUCGAACCUGCAAAAGCCACCAAGACACUUGAGGAACUUUCACCUGAGAUCCAAGCACUCGUCGUUGAGGCGAACAUCAAGAACCAGAACGCAGGACCAAUUGCUAGCGCAUGGGAAGCUGUUCUCAGACGAUCUCGAUCUUCUUCUCCAGGUGCUACUGACGCCACCUCGGAAGCACCGAAGACUCCUGCGCCCAAGGUGAAGAACUUUUGGGAACGGGAUAUCAAGGAUGAGGAAGCUGAGGACAUCAUUACCCUCGUCGACGCUGCGAACGGGACGCCGAUACAGAUGAGUUCACCGAGAGCCGGCGACACUUCGUUGCCAAGGACGCCAUCAUCCUCAAGGCUGGGCCCGGUGGUGGAUAGGAUGAGCCCCACGAAAACGCAUUCGCCUGUGAGGAGAGAGUCAUUUGUUGGGGCCGGCGAGUUUUAG